Clupea harengus (Atlantic herring) is the source of this 2739-nucleotide messenger RNA. RefSeq names its product high affinity cGMP-specific 3',5'-cyclic phosphodiesterase 9A-like. The record is from RefSeq and is a predicted model, not a curated record. Gene Ontology annotation, molecular function: 3',5'-cyclic-nucleotide phosphodiesterase activity. Lineage: Eukaryota; Metazoa; Chordata; Actinopteri; Clupeiformes; Clupeidae. Gene Ontology annotation, biological process: signal transduction.
CCAAAUGUUGCGUGUUGGGUACAUCAAAGGUCUGCCGCGCAGGCGCUUACUGUCGAGUUGGGUUCAGUGGAUGGAUUGUUGAGCUCACCCUACAAUGUAUUCUGAAAGUGCUCGUGGUCGUUCUUAUCUCUAGAUAAAUUAACGUUUUUUUUUCACGAAAUUCAACAAUGUAAUACACUGUGGUUUCAGAAAAGCUUUGUUACAUUGUGUUACAAGUGUAUACAAGUGUUAUGUUUUUGAAUGGGGAAUGUUUUUAAUCCUGUAGUUCUCUGGGGACAACGCAAUUUGUUGUUUUUACUUUGCCUUCUUGCAACAACGCAAAUAAUAGGACUUGAACAUUCAUUUUGCACGAAAUUAACGUGUUUUUUUUUAUUUACUGGCAUGAACGUUGAACCAGGGUUUUCAUUGCUGUACUGUUGGACACAAUUCUGCUCCCUCUGAUCAGCCUCUUCUUGUAAAACCAGAAAAAAGUAUGGGUCGACAGCGUCCUCUACUGGUUGAUCCGAAGAGUCUAAAAACUAGAUUCUUUGCGUCAGUUUCAAAUUUUAGUGAUGAGGAAAGCCUGAGGAGAUUAUAAUGAAUAGUCUCAUAAUAGCUUGUACAUGAUAUAAAGUUGUAAGCCAAAGUUAUUUGUAAUUUGAAAAAAUAGGGAAAAAAUGCAAUGUACUUCAGUAUUCAUGUAUACUCAUGUAUCUUGAAUUAAUUGUAUUCAGGUAUUCAUAAUUAUGGACGGACUAAAACGUUUUAAAACAAACUUGCAAAUUGCACCACUAAGUGACUCAAAAUGUUAUGAAUAUGCAAGGUAUGGCUGUCAUACAAAAAGAAAAGAGCACACCCAGCUCAUGUUUGUUAGGAGGUCCCCGGGGUUGAUCUGCAGAAAAGGAGGGGGGUGGUGACUUUGUGGCUCAUUUGAAUUAAGUCUGCUCAGCUACUCUCAGGUUCGCGUGGUGUGACACUGGAUAGGAGUGUGACGCAGCAUGGCAUCAAAGGUGGUUUAUUUUACCAUAAAUGGGAGGCCUGAACAGGCAGAAUUCACCAACAAUUCCCCAGCGCAGGAUGUGAAAGACCUCUUUCGUGCGGCUGCUGAGGCAGGGCCGUAUGACAUCCUGAAGAUGUACAACACUCAAGGCAGCCUGAUUAACAUCGCACCCGGCCUGCUGGCCAACGAUCCGCAGUCCUGCUAUAGGCUGGAGGUGGUGGCUGCAGAGUACAGCACUGAACUGCUAGGCACAGAACUCGCUGUUGCUCUGGGAUUCGAUCUGUCAUCUAUGGAGAAAAGGUUGCAGAACCUGGAGAAGAAGAUUCCAACAGAAGUAGGAGCUACCCCAGCUCUCAUCUCUGAGAUGAAGAACCAAGUGGAGUUCCUUCAGAAGAAGCUUGAGACGGUUGAACACCUGAGUUGGCUGGGUCUGUUUAAGGAAAUGCCUGAUGUGCCGCAAAAGCUGUCUCCAUUUUACCACAAGAGGACUUUAAGAAAGCCCCAAGGAGAAUGUGAACUUGUGCGUGAAAAGUUCCUGCAGAUGAAUUCUCUUGAGGUUUCUGAAGACGUGAGGGCAUACCUUAAAACUCCGACUUUUGAUAAUUGGCAGUGGGAGGAUGCUGAGAUCAUGGUGCUGCUGCAGGUAAUGUAUGUGGACCUUGACCUGGUCUCCACCUUCAGCAUCGAGCUAGAGGUGCUCCAAGGCUUCCUCUAUGAGGUGUACCGCCACUACAACAACAUCCCCUUCCACAACUUCAAACACUGUUUCUGCGUCACACAGAUGAUGUAUGGUCUGAUCUGUCUGACGGACCUGAAGAAUAAGAUUGAGAGCAUCGAUCUCCUGAUUAUGCUGACCUCAGCGGUGUGCCAUGACUUGGACCAUACCGGAUAUAACAACGCCUACCAGAUCAAUGCUCAAACAGAACUGGCCCUCAGAUAUAAUGACAUCGCUCCUCUGGAGAACCAUCACUGCGCUGUUGCAUUUGAAAUCCUGGUGAAGCCUGAAAACAAUAUCUUCAGAAACCUAACGACUGAGCAGUACAAAAGAGUCCGGGAGGGGAUGAUCAAGUGCAUUCUUGCGACAGAUAUGGCCAGACACAAUGACAUACUGAACCAAUUCAAAUCCGUCCAGUCUGACUUCGACUUCCAAAACAAAGAGCACAAGGACGUGCUUAUGAAGAUCCUGGUCAAAGUGAGCGAUAUCUCCAAUGAGGCUCGGCCCAUGGACGUGGCAGAACCAUGGCUGGACUGCCUGCUGCAGGAGUUCUUUAAUCAGAGUGACAUGGAGAAACUGAGGGGACUCCCGGUCACCCCGUUCAUGGAUCGAGACAAAGUCACCAAACCCUCCUCCCAGACCGGCUUCAUCCGCUUCGUCCUCUUCCCCCUCUACACCGAACUGGCCAACCUCUUCCCCUGUCUGGAGAAACACCUCAUUGACCCGGUGCGCAAAGCGCUAAACUACUACUCGGAGAUGGAGGUAGCCUCGGAGAAAGAGAGGACAAACUGCUCCGAAAAGACAGAGAUGUCUAGCGGUAACGACCCUGCAAAAGAGGCCGAUGAAGCACAGGAAAAAACAAGACCAGCCACUACUAACUGACCCCGAACAUGACCUUGAAGAAAUGUGUCAGACGACUAUGGAGUCACAUAUGCUGGGUCAACACUAGAUGGGGCCGAAAUGACUUCAAGAUGGCCUGUUAAUCAGGGCCCCUUAAGAGACCCCUUAAUGAGCUUGUGGUUAGUUAGUUAGUUAGUUAUUAAUA